Molecule: messenger RNA, 1350 nt
Organism: Agrilus planipennis (emerald ash borer)
Lineage: Eukaryota; Metazoa; Arthropoda; Insecta; Coleoptera; Buprestidae
Gene: eIF3h
Product: eukaryotic translation initiation factor 3 subunit H
Exons: 2
Coding region: 277-1293 (338 amino acids)
Cellular component (GO): cytoplasm; cytosol; eukaryotic 43S preinitiation complex
Molecular function (GO): metallopeptidase activity; protein binding; translation initiation factor activity
Source: RefSeq, a predicted model, not a curated record
UUAUUAUAAGGAAAUAGCAGCGAAUGGAUAAUUAAAGUGUUCAAUUGAAUUCAUUUAAAUCAUUCAGUUUAAAAAAAAGAAAUUUUUUGGAGAGUGCUGUCAUGCUUUGACCUAACCUUAUUAACAUAUUCAUCUUCUGACAACGGUUUGUCUCCUAUUCUCCUAAAAAGGAUAUUGUGGCGUAUAAAAGGCUGUUAAGAUUGAAUUAUUUGUAUUAAAGUUUAUUUAAACAAAUUUGGAAGUUGCUUAAAACGUUUGUAACGUCAGGAAUUCACUAUGGCGAGUAGAGCUGCACCACCCAGAAGGACCUCAGAUAAUGAUUCUGCAAUAGCUUAUGUACAAGCUGAUGGCUUGGCCGUGAUGAAAAUUGUAAAACAUUGCCACGAAGAAACCUCUGGGAACAUGGAUAUUGCUCAAGGAGCACUAUUAGGAUUGGUAGUAAAAAACCGUUUAGAAAUAACUAAUUGUUUUCCAUUUCCCAAACAUACUGAUGAUACAGUAGAUGAAGAAGAGUAUCAGUUAGCAAUGAUGCGUAGAUUAAGACGUGUUAAUGUCGAUCAUUUUCAUGUAGGCUGGUAUCAGAGUGCAGACGUUGGAAAUUUCCUUAGUCUUCCUCUAUUAGAGUCACAAUAUCAUUACCAAACAUCAAUUGAGGAAUCAGUGGUGGUUAUUUAUGAUUCACAAAAGUCGUCUCGCGGAUUUUUAACGUUAAAAGCAUACCGUUUGACUCCUCAGGCAAUAGAAAUGUACAAGGAGGGCGAGUUUACCCCUGAACAACUUGUUAAAUUAAAAGUUGGUUUUGAAAAUUUGUUCGUGGAAGUUCCAUUUUUGAUAAAGAACUCUGCCCUGACAAAUAUAAUGAUGUCUGAGUUAACUGAGAUGGUUCCUGAAGAAAAAGGCUCUAAAUUUUUAGACCUUGGUACUGCAUCUGUACUAGAAGGACAACUAAGAUGUUUAAUGGAUCGUGUAGACGAAUUAAAUCAAGAAGCAAUCAAAUUUAAUCGUUAUCAACAGUUGGUUAACAGGCAACAGCAAGAUAAACAUCGUUGGUUGCAAAAGCGCGCUCAAGAAAAUGCCGCAAGAGCUGCCAAAGGUGAACCUCCUUUGCCAGAAGAGGAUAUCAAUAAACUAUUCAGACCUCAUUCUGUACCUCCUAGGCUUAAUCCUAUGCUUACUGCAGGACAAAUUAAUACUUAUAGUCAACAUAUUUCUCAAUUCUGUUCUCAGUCUCUCGCAAAAUUGUAUAUUACUCAAGCUUUGCAAAACGCCAAGGAAACUAAAUCUACAUUAUAAUUUAUAGAUUUUGUACUUGUGCAUUUGAUUUAUACAAAUAAAUAAAUAUAACCUUGA